CUGUGUCCCAUCUCUUCUUCACUCAUUCGUUGGCUUGAAACAAAACAUCACAAUUUAGCAGCUGCAUGCCAUGCUUUUUUCGAAAAAAAAGCGCCCGUGUUAAUAAUAGUUUUUCCUUUUCUGUUCAUGUGUGAAUGAGGUACUUUUCUGAAUCAUAAUCGCCUUGGCACACAAGCUCACAAAGGACAAGGAGCAGCUCGGAGGGGUUUGGCUUGCAGAUUCAGUACAGCAACAGUAUCAGGUUGGAGCAACAGUGAAAGUGCUGCCAGGCAUCAGUUCAGCUACCAACACAACGCCCCUCUGGGACACAGGACACCCAGGUUUUAGUAGCCCAACAUGUUGCGCUGUGGGUCUGUGCUGUCAUUUGCACGAUGUUUGAUUCGGCGGAAGAUUGUGAACAUGGACAGUCUAGAGGAUUCCAAGCUGUGCCGCUGCCUGUCCACUGUCGACCUGAUCGCCCUGGGUGUGGGGAGCACCCUGGGGGCGGGGGUGUACGUGCUGGCUGGAGAAGUAGCCAAGGGGAACUCGGGGCCCAGCAUCAUCGUCUCCUUCCUGAUCGCUGCACUGGCCUCAGUCAUGGCAGGACUCUGUUACGCAGAAUUUGGUGCCCGCGUGCCAAAAACUGGCUCUGCAUACCUCUACAGUUAUGUAACUGUCGGGGAGCUGUGGGCUUUCAUUACCGGGUGGAACCUAAUCCUGUCAUAUGUGAUAGGUACUUCAAGUGUAGCGAGAGCUUGGAGUGGGACUUUUGAUGAACUCCUUGGUAAACAAAUUGGUCGGUUCUUUAGCACCUACUUACGAAUGAGCUCUCCUGGGCUAGCUGAAUAUCCAGAUUUCUUUGCAGUGUGUCUGAUACUGUUAUUAUCAGGUCUGCUGUCUUUUGGUGUGAAGGAGUCUGCUUCAGUCAACAAAGUAUUCACAGCUGUUAAUGUGCUAGUUCUUGUGUUUGUCAUUAUCGCUGGCUUUGUGAAAGGAGAUUCAGAGAACUGGAAAAUAACAGAAGGUGCUCUCAUAAAUUUUACUGCAGUGACAAGAAACCUGUCGUUGGCAGAUAAUGUCACCAGUGCAUAUGGUGUUGGUGGUUUCAUGCCCUUUGGUUUUGGAGGAACGCUGGCUGGAGCUGCUACCUGCUUCUAUGCGUUUGUUGGGUUUGACUGCAUCGCAACAACAGGUGAAGAGGUGAAGAACCCUCAGAAAGCGAUUCCUAUUGGGAUUGUCACCUCCCUGCUUGUCUGCUUCCUGGCCUAUUUCGGGGUCUCUGCAGCACUGACUCUUAUGAUGCCAUACUACCUCCUGGAUGAGAAGAGCCCUCUCCCUGUUGCUUUCGAGUAUGUUGGCUGGGGUCCUGCAAAGUAUGUGGUGGCAGUGGGAUCCCUCUGUGCUUUAUCAACCAGUCUGCUCGGUUCCAUUUUCCCAAUGCCUCGUGUUAUCUAUGCUAUGGCAGAGGAUGGGGUGCUUUUCAAAGUGUUAGCCCGAAUCAAUCCUAAGACAAAGACCCCAGUAAUUGCAACAAUGGCCUCCGGUGUCAUCGCAGCUGUGAUGGCAUUCCUAUUUGACCUGAAAGCCCUCGUUGACAUGAUGUCUAUUGGAACCCUUUUGGCUUAUUCCCUGGUAGCAGCCUGUGUGCUCAUCCUCAGGUAUCAGCCUGAUGGAUCUUGUGAAAAGCCUAGCCGCAAACCUGAGAGAGAGAAUCUCACUUCAGAAGACCGCGAAACAGAAUUGACAGAGUCAGAAUCCCAACUGGCCAUGCUUAAAGAAGGAGGAUUUACUCUGCAGGAUGUGCUCAACCCCUCCAUGCUGCCGACAGAGCAGUCCUCCUCUGUGGUGAACAUUGCUGUCGGCGUCAUAACUUUCGUAGUAUGUAUUGUGAGCACACUCACCACGUAUAAGGGGGAAGCUGUGCUCGCUAUGGAGUCUUGGAUCCUUGGCCUACUUGCUGUGUGCCUGAUGGUGUUUAUUGUGUGUCUCUUCAUUGUCUGGAGGCAACCUCAGACUCGCAAAAAAGUGUCUUUCAUGGUUCCCAUGUUGCCAUUUUUACCAGUUCUGAGUGUCUUUGUCAAUGUUUACCUGAUGGUUCAGCUAAGUGGGGACACCUGGAUCCGCUUUGCAGUUUGGAUGGCUGUUGGCUUCCUGAUUUACUUUGGCUAUGGUAUCAGGCACAGUUUGGAAGGCCAACGGGAUGAAGACGAUGAUUCAGUGCACAGAGAAAUGGCAAAUAAGAACUCGUCUGAGGGAGCAGAGGACGAUGUCAAUGCAGAUGAGAACAACCACUUCAUUAUCCAUGAAAAAACAAGCGAAUGUUAAGCCUGAGCAGCCAGCUGCAGACCGAGUCACAGCCCUGAGAAUGUAUCUUCUGUUAGUGGCAGUACACCUGGGCAUAACAUGAAUUGUCAGUGUUCAUCUGCUUUUAGCAGACAUUUUUUUAACCUAUAUUUACAUACGUUCUGCAUAUUUUUGUAGUUUGUCGAUGUGUACCUGAAUCAGGUGGCAACCUUUCAUGCCAGAGUGCUGAAGUUCAGUGGAUCAGGGUCGACCCAUGCCUUCAGAAAAAGAAGGAGCCAAGAAUAAAACUUCAGUAGAAAAUGGAGGUCAUCCCUGACCGAUUUCUUCUGUAUAAGUGCCUACGAAAAAAGAAGAAAUAAAGGUGCAGGAGAAGGUGUAUUGACAUCUUUACCAAUAAAGUGUUGCCGGGGCUGGGUCUCUGUGUUGUCGAAAGGUGAAAUCAUAGUUGGAAUCAUUGGAAAAUUGAGGGUGAAAAGUUUUUAUAUUAAUGGUUGUAAACAACUGUUAAUAUUUGUAAUCAUUUAAAAACAAGACUGUUGUCCAGAAGAAAUUAACAAAAGAGUGGUCAUGUGCUUUGGUGGUACACAUUGUAAUAAGUCAUAUGCAUAACAAGUAAAACCAAAAUCCAAGUGGCGGUAAGUCUUGCACACAUUCACAAGUAUCUACAUACAGUACUGCAUGCAUACUGGAACUUUUUUUUGAAUGCAUACUUCUAAUUUUUUUUUUAUUUGUGCCAUAAAGGUCAUUAUCAAAAACAAAGCAGCAAUGCAUAACAUUGUUUUAAAAAUGGAUAGGUGUUUUUUGGAAGAGUUAUUGGUCACAGAAGUGCAACGUAUGUAAUGCCAUAACUGUAUUGUAACAUUAGUAUUAUUACAUCUGUGUUUCUAAGACCACUGUAUUUAGGUAUCAGCGGAGCUACAAUAUAACUGAUCAUGGAAUUGAAAUACUACAUUUCAACAUGACUUUUUGUUUUUUAUGCAACCUGAUCAGGCAUGUAGAUAUUAUGUUGAAGCUUAACAAAUAACCAAAUAGGUUAUGUGAUGUUCAUGACCAAUAGAUUAGUGAAAUGAUUAGAUAUUGCAUAUCUGGAGAAUACUACAUGACUAACUGUAAAUACUAAAGAUGUAAUUAUAAAAGUGUCACCCAUACUGGUGCAAAGAACCAGAAGUGUUGAGCUUAAUAUGCACCUCUAUAGAAAAAAAAGUAUCUGUAUUGUGUAUUCUGUAUUGUAUAUUUUCAUUUUUAUGGAGUUGUAAUAUUUGUUCUCUUUCAAUCUCAAAAUGUCAACCAUUACGAGUUGGGAAAUGACCUGAAAUGAAAUGACCUGAAAUGAAAUGUCACAUGACCUAAGCACAUGUUUAAAAAGCUGCCUGUUGCAUUGUGGAACAAAACCUUUGCUGUUUGAUUCCUUGCUCCAUCCUGAGCAGACGUGUCUCCACUUGCUGUUUUCGUGAGAAUCUCUUUCUCUUCGAGACUCGCGUCUCGCGUUAUUACCUCGCGUAAUCCU
Messenger RNA from Acipenser ruthenus (sterlet), 3790 nucleotides. Its product is annotated as cationic amino acid transporter 2-like. Gene Ontology annotation, molecular function: amino acid transmembrane transporter activity. Lineage: Eukaryota; Metazoa; Chordata; Actinopteri; Acipenseriformes; Acipenseridae. The record is from RefSeq and is a predicted model, not a curated record. The transcript has 14 exons. Gene Ontology annotation, cellular component: plasma membrane. The coding region runs from base 337 to 2304 and encodes 655 amino acids. Gene Ontology annotation, biological process: transmembrane transport; amino acid transport.